GAGGGGAGGCUCCUUUUUGGGGGCUGUCUCACAUCUGCAGUUGUUCUUACGCAACCCUGGCUGUAGUGAGACCCUACACUAUAAAAAACCCUGUCUGGAGAGGCAAAGCACCUUUUGAAGCACCUCAGCCCUUUUUUUGGACAAGGUAUGUACUGCAUAGAAAGGGAUAGUAGGUUUUACAUGUACUCCGCUUGGGGUUUUGUGGCAGAUCUUUAUUUUAAUGUAAUUAUUACUAUAAAUUACUUUUUAAAAUCACUUUUUAUAUUUUGGAUUAGUUUGCACCCUUUUUAGAGUGAAGCUGUAAUGGAGUGGGAUAUGGCUUUUCUAUUGACCUGAUGGGAUGUACUGGUGGUAAUGUAGUGAUAUUUUCUCAUGACUGUGGGCUCUGUCUUCCACAGAUACAUCAACAAGGCAACAUGCUGAGGAUCUGUGUGGCCCUUUGUGUCCUGGCGACAUGCUGGGCACAGGACUGUCAAGUUUCAAACAUUCAGGUCAUGCAGAACUUCGAUAGGAGCAGGGUAAGAACACAAUUCUAAUUUCAGAGUGGCGCGGUGGUCUAAGGCACUGCAUCGCAGUGCUAGCUGUGCCACUAAAGAUCCUGGAUCGAGUCCAGGCUCUGUUGCAGCCGGCUGCGACCGGGAGACCCAUGGGGUGGCGCACAAUUGGCCCAGCGCCGUCCAGGGUAGGGGAGGAUUUGGCCGGCAGGGAUGUUCUUGUCCCAUCGCACACUAGCGACUCCUGGCUGGCUUCCGGGUUAAGUGGGCACUAUGUCAAGAAGCAGUGCGGUUCGGUUGGGUUUUGUUUCGGAGGACGCACGACUCUCGACCCUCGCCUCUCCCGUAUCCGUACAGGAGUUGCAGCGAUGGGACAAGACUGUAUCUACCAAUUGGAUACCAUGAAAUUGGGGAGAAAAAUUGGGUAAAAUACCCCCCAAAAAUUAUAAUUUCAGAAACGUAACUUUUCAUAAAGUAUCUCUGCUCUUGUCCCAUUUGAUCUAUCAGCCUUGGAAUGUUAAAUUUUGUAGAAUGGAACUGGAAUGUCAUUGUAUGGUAUGCAGGGAUUGAUAGAGCUCUCAUUUCAUCUUGAAGUAUACUGGUAGGUGGUAUGCUGUGGCCAAGAAGGAUCCUGUUGGUCUGUUCCUCCUGGACAAUGUCAUUACGCAGUUCUCAGUAGAUGAAAGUGGCAAAAUGACUGCAACUGCCCACGGCAGAGUUAUCAUCCUGAAGUAAGUUCUGUUUACUUCCAAAUGAUCCAAAUUGUUUAUCAAACCUCAUAAACUUCAUUAUGCAUUUACUUCCACUGAACUUAGUCAUUUGUCCUCCACUUUUCCUCCCUUUAGCAACUGGGAAAUGUGUGCCAACAUGUUCGCCACCUUCGAGGACACUCCAGACCCUGCCAAGUUCAAGAUGAGAUACUGGGGCGCUGCUUCAUACCUCCAAUCUGGAAGUAAGAAAGACUAAAAUCUCCUAUUGUUGUGCAGAAUAUUCCAUUGAGUUGCUCCAACACACGUUGAUGAUAAUAACUUAACUCUUCCUCAUUUGUACAUAAUAGCAUGCCAUUGAUGAAGCUGCCUGCUGUCAAAGCCUACUGUUAAACCAUUUCUAUGAUUCUGUCUCCUUUCUCCUCCACAUAGACGACGACCACUGGGUCAUUGACACCGAUUACGACAAUUAUGCCAUCCACUACUCCUGCAGAGAGGUUGACCUGGACGGCACCUGCCUGGAUGGAUACUCCUUCAUCUUCUCCCGUCACCCCACCGGCCUGAGGCCCGAGGACCAGAAGAUUGUCACAAACAAGAAAAAGGAGAUCUGCUUACUCGGCAAAUACAGACGUGUUGGACACACUGGUAAGAGUUGUAGUAACUCAAUUUAGAAAUGAAAAGUAAUACUUUCUAAAGAAACAAUUGUGCAACAAGUGAUUGUGCAACUUUUGGUCUAACUUUUGGAAGCUAGUGUGUAUGAUGAACUAUUAUGGAAUCCAAAUAUCAGUUAAAAGUUCAUUAUAUGCAGUAUUUGUAAACAUGUUUUAUUCCUCCAUUGCAGGUUUCUGUGAAAGCAGUUGAUCUUUAACUACUCAGAGGGAUAUCUUAGGACUAGAAUUCCACAAGAAUGUAAAUAAAACCAUGUUCAACAACAACAACAAAAACAAACCAACCGUCACUGGCCAGCCCCUUCUAGCAGUUGGGGAACUUUGCUGUUACCAAAGAGGACGCCAAUCAACCAAAGCAAAUGAUGUGUAUCUGAAUGUACAAGGGUAUGGGAUACUUUACUAAUUGUCAUUGUAUGAUGUAGUCUUGAACCACUUUUUAAAAUAAAAAAAUUCACAUAUCAAAUCAAAUCAAAUCAAAUGUUAUUUGUCACAUACACGUGUUUAG
This is a messenger RNA of Coregonus sp. 'balchen', 2374 nucleotides long. The record is from the annotation of a GenBank genome assembly. Lineage: Eukaryota; Metazoa; Chordata; Actinopteri; Salmoniformes; Salmonidae.